AUGGCGGAGCUCACGCCCACACGCCUGAACAUUGGCCUCCCGGAUUCAGUCACUCGGUCCCCCUUCACCGACACUGACACGGACUUUGACUCGCCCCUCCCUUCGCCAUCGCCGGUGGAUCGUCGGUUUUCGCACGGCACGGGCACGGCGUCGCUGGGCUCGGGCAUCUCGAGUGACACAGCCCACGGACAGCGCAGCGCACUUGGCGUUGGAGCGGGCGGCGUCAGCGGCGCUGGACCCUCGGGUCCCUCGGGACCCUCAACGUCCGCUGCCGGCCUCGCCGCUGCGUCCUUGGCGUCGCCGGCCUCGUUGGCCGCACCGUCGUCGCUCGUCACCCCCGCUGGCCAUGGACACCAUCCACGACGCGUGUCGGCAAUCCGCCCGUCGUUCUCCACCAUGCGCGGCAGCAUGCGCCGCGUCUCGCGCGCGCCGGAAUGGGAUGAGGACGCGCCAAAGCUCCCCACCCUCGUGCCCGGAAUUCGGCCCGCGUACUCGACCCCGCUGCCAAUGCUGCCCAUGGGCGUCCUGUGUCUUGCGAUGCUCUCCGAGCUCCUCUCGGCCAACCUGUCGCAACCAUUCAUGCUCAAGAUGGUCGAGCGUUUCUUCCUUGACCAAGGCGUCCCGCCUGGUAGCGAGCUCGAGGCGGCUGUUGGUCUGUGGACAGGCAACCUCGUGUCCGUCUUCUACAUUACCCAGUUCUUCACGUCGCUGCUCUGGAGCAGCAUUGCCGACCGCCACGGUCGUCGUGCCGUCCUUGUCGCAAGCAUGGCUGGAAGUGGACUCUCCCUGCUCAUGUUCGGAACGUCCACAUCUCUCCCCGAGGCCAUCUGUGUCCGUCUCAUCCAGGGUAUCUUUGCUGGUGCCAUCGGAGUGUUCCGCGGCUCUAUCCGUGAUAUUACAGACGACACCAAUGCCACUCGCGCGUACGCCAUUCUAGGCUUCUGCUGGGGUCUUGGUGGUGUUGUUGGACCAAUUAUCGGUGGUCUGUUCCAAGAUCCCUCGGACAACUACCCCGGUACUUGGAUCGGCAACAUCAAGCUGUUCCAGCGCCUGCCAUACCUCCUUCCGACCAUCAUGGGUGGCUCCAUCAUGUUCUUUGGCGCCCUCCUCGCCUGCUUCCUCUCUUGGGACGGUGGUGUUCGUGGUGGCUCGCGUAUCACCCUCGAGGUGGAGAAGGACGAGCCUCUCGUCCCCGGUUCGCGCGCUGGCAGUGUCUCGCCCCAGCCGGCUCACCGUAACAGCGUCGCCGCCGCCUCGGCGGUGCGCAUCCCGGCCAACAACAACCUGUUUUCGCCCGACAGGGAAGACCAGGCUGGCACGUCCGCUCUCGGCACCUCGCACAGGCACGCGGCUCAGCGCCGCGACAGUCUCGCGAGCCUGGGCACUGCUUACGGUUACGGUGGUAUUCGUUCCAAGCAUCCGACGCUUGCUGCCCGUCGUGCCAUUGAGGCUGCCCGCCGUGCCUCGGCCGUGGACGGUGGCCAGCGUGGUCCCGAGGGUGACCGCCGCAGUGUCAGCCUCGCCACCAAGCUCCUGCUCGCCAACGAGGACAACACAUUCAACAUUAACGACCUGUGGCUGUCGGCCGCCGUCGCCCAGGACACGGCUGUGUUUGACGACGACGACGAGUAUGACGAGGAGUUUGGCGAGUCGCGCAUUGACCCGGACAUCGAGGACGACUACGAGGAGGACAUGGAAUCACUCGCAGAGGAAGGCACCCCGCUCCACAGCACUGUCCCGGACUCGUCGCCCCGUCAGCUGCGCAUGUUCCGCACCUUCUCGACAACGCACUCGGGGCCCUCGCGCCACCGCGCAGCCUCUGGCGGAUCCGAGCUCCGUGGUCUGUUCCGCCGCCAGUCGACGAUCUCGCGCCGUUACAGCAACUCGUCCAACGUUGUGCCGUCCAUCUUCUCCAACACUGGUCUCACCAACACCCCUGGCAUUGCUCUUCCCCUUGAUGACGAAGCCGACGUGUUCUCGCCAGCUGGCACCAACCGUCGCGGUGCUCCUCCCGGCCUGACCGCCAUCAGUGAGCAGAACACGACGUCGCCCGUCCAGAGCGAUGCGGGUACCAUGGCCGAGGUCGAAAAGGACUCGAGCCGCUGGAAGCUGCUUCCCCUGCUGGUCAUUGUCCAGUACGGCCUGCUUUCGUGCCACGACUCGACCCAUGGUCAGAUCUUCCUGUCCUUUAUCAUCUCGCCUCCCCAGUCGGGCGGUGUCGGCAUCAGCCCGGCGCACUACUCGUACUUUGUCGCCAUCAUGUGCGUCGGCCAACUCAUCUACCAGUUCUACCUCUUCCCGCGCAUGGGCCCUCCUCUCGGUCCCUUCAACCACCUUCAGAUGUUCCGCAUCGGCUGUGCCCUCUAUGUUCCGGGCUACCUCCUUGUUCCGCUGCUGCACUUCUUCGCAUCGGACAAUGGCGGCGGCGUCAUCGUCAUGACCCUCAUGUCCCUCAUCUCGGCCAUCCGUUACUGCGGAGGUACAUUUGCGUACACGUCGAUCAUGAUCCUCAUCAACGCCAUGACCCCGCCACACCUCGUCGGCCUCGCCAACGGUCUUGCCCAGUCGACAGUGUCUUGUGCGCGUUUCUUCGGCCCCGCCCUCGGCGGCGCGAUCUGGAGCGCGAGCAUUGCGGGCAACCCCGGCGGCUACGCUCGCGGCUUCUUCACCGUUGCGCUCAUGGCGUUGAUCCAGGUGCUCGGGUCGUUCAUGAUCCGCUAA
Molecule: messenger RNA, 2721 nt
Organism: Apiotrichum porosum
Lineage: Eukaryota; Fungi; Basidiomycota; Tremellomycetes; Trichosporonales; Trichosporonaceae
Exons: 9
Coding region: 1-2721 (906 amino acids)
Biological process (GO): transmembrane transport
Cellular component (GO): brush border membrane
Molecular function (GO): transmembrane transporter activity
Source: RefSeq, a predicted model, not a curated record